AUGAGCUCCUAUUUUGUUAACCCUCUUUUUUCCAAGUACAAAGGCAGCGAAACAUUGGAACCAACUUAUUACGACUGCAGGUUCCCACAGAGCGUUGCCCGUAGCCACACGCUUGUAUAUGGACCUGGAGCGGCAGCACCGGGAUUUCAACAUCCGUCCCAUCAUGUUCAGGACUUUUUCCACCAUGGGACUACGGGUAUAUCCAACCCUGGAUAUCAACAAAACCCCUGCGCAUUGGCCUGUCAUGGAGACGCAACGAAAUUUUAUGGAUAUGAAGCUCUGCCCAGGCAACCGCUUUAUGGUACCCAGCAAGAAGCGAGCUUAGCGCAGUAUCCAGACUGUAAAUCGUCCAAUAGCUCUAACACCGGAGAAGGACAAGGCCACUUAAAUCAAAACUCCUCUCCCAGUCUCAUGUUUCCAUGGAUGAGACCCCACGCCCCUGGAAGACGCAACGGAAGGCAGACGUACAGUCGUUACCAAACUCUUGAACUGGAGAAAGAGUUUCUCUUCAAUCCGUAUCUCACGCGCAAACGGCGAAUUGAAGUUUCUCACGCAUUGAGCCUCACCGAACGUCAGGUGAAGAUUUGGUUCCAGAACCGGCGGAUGAAGUGGAAAAAAGAAAAUAACAAAGACAAGUUUCCGGGGCAAAGAGGGGAGGCCGAGGCGGAGGAGGAAACCAACGAGGAUGGUGAAGGAGAAGAAGGGGAAGAGAAGGAAACGGAAGAGAAAGAACAGAGCAAAGAAUGA
Chanos chanos (milkfish) is the source of this 747-nucleotide messenger RNA. RefSeq names its product homeobox C8a (gene hoxc8a). The record is from RefSeq and is a predicted model, not a curated record. Gene Ontology annotation, cellular component: nucleus. Gene Ontology annotation, molecular function: RNA polymerase II transcription regulatory region sequence-specific DNA binding; DNA-binding transcription factor activity, RNA polymerase II-specific. Gene Ontology annotation, biological process: regulation of transcription by RNA polymerase II. Lineage: Eukaryota; Metazoa; Chordata; Actinopteri; Gonorynchiformes; Chanidae. Bases 1 to 747 code for a protein of 248 amino acids. The transcript is spliced from 2 exons.